Molecule: messenger RNA, 252 nt
Organism: Penicillium paradoxum
Lineage: Eukaryota; Fungi; Ascomycota; Eurotiomycetes; Eurotiales; Aspergillaceae
Exons: 1
Coding region: 1-252 (83 amino acids)
Source: RefSeq, a predicted model, not a curated record
AUGACCCAACCCAAACCCAAGUCGCUUAGUGGCCUGGGCGUGAAGACCUGGCUUCGACAGAUCGUGGAGCGGUACCCUCGGGAGGCGGAACCAGACGUGCAGGAUGAGUUUUUGGAGCAGGCGGUCGUGCAGACACACUUGUUAAUGGACCCGGCGGUUAGGGGGAAGGUAGAGAUGGAAGAACGCUGUAUCAUUAUCAUCCGCGUUAUUGAUGAGAGCUUGGCCCAUACGUUUCUCGACCGGUUACUGUGA